Messenger RNA from Culex pipiens pallens (northern house mosquito), 2012 nucleotides. RefSeq names its product fatty-acid amide hydrolase 2-B. Bases 167 to 1822 code for a protein of 551 amino acids. NCBI's taxonomy places the organism in Eukaryota, Metazoa, Arthropoda, Insecta, Diptera, Culicidae. The record is from RefSeq and is a predicted model, not a curated record. The transcript is spliced from 3 exons.
UACUCAGUUACGUCGUAGCGUUCGGGCAGGUUAAACGUGCAGUCGUUUGCAUUUCUAAUUUCGGUCCAACUUCGUCACCAACUUUAUGCAAUCGCGUGUGCGGCACUUUAUUGAUCUGAAGGUGUGAACUUCUGGUGCGGACGAAAAUAGGAGCCUGCCGCGGAGAAUGCUGUCCUACGUUUUCGUAGCCAUCGAGCUGCUGCUGCAGAUGUUCUCCAAAGGAUGUCGGCUGGUGAAGCGGGAGUUCCACGUCAAAAUGAGCUGGGCAAUUCGGCGAUUGCUGCGUGGGGCCAUGCACCUGUUCAGCUUGUUCGUCGUUCCGUACGCGUGGGCCGUCAGUGCGCGGAUUCGGCACAAGAAGCUUCCGGCGAUCGAGAACCCACUGUUGCAGAUACCGGCCGUUACGCUGGCGGCCAAGAUCCGAACUGGGCAGCUUAAGAGCGAGGACGUCGUUGGGGCGUACAUCGAGCGCUGUCGGCAGGUCAAUCCGAUACUGAACGCGAUCGUCGAGGAUCGCUUUGAACAGGCACUGGAGGACGCUAGGAGGAUCGAUCGUGAGGUUGCGCAAGGGUUGAAGAGCGCUGAACAGAUGGCAAGGGAGACGCCCAUUUUGGGAGUGCCGAUCACGAUCAAGGAGAGCUUGGCGGUACAGGGAAUGAGCAAUACUGGGGGACGGAAGUUGAAGAACAAGCGGAUUGCGCAGAAGGACGCUCCGGUGGUGGCGCAGGUGAGGAAGAGUGGAGGAGUGAUCCUGUUGGUCAGCAAUACACCGGAAUUGUGCAUGUGCUGGGAGACGUACAACAAGUGUACUGGUUUGACGAAGAAUCCCUACAACCAGCAGCGAACCGUCGGCGGAUCUUCAGGGGGCGAAGCAGCGUUGAUCAGCUCGGCUGCUUCGCUGAUCGGAGUAACGACGGACAUUGCCGGAUCUUCACGACUACCCGCUGCCUUCGUCGGAGUCUUUGGUCACAAACCUUCACCCUUUGCGGUGUCCCCCUACGGUCACAACCCAUCGUGCGAGGAUGAAUCCUGGGGUAACUUUUUCACCCCGGGCGCCAUGUGCCGUUACGCUGAAGAUCUCCCGCUGCUCCUACGAGCCAUGCACGACCCAGAAGGAACCCCACUAACCCUGGACUCCCCAGUUAACCUAACCGAACUCAAAUACUACUACAUGGACAACGACGGCCCAACGGGACUCACCCAGCCAAUCGAGCCCGACAUCAAGGCCGCGAUCGCCGGUGUCGUGAACCACUUCAACGCCCAAAAGGUCAAGCUAAAACGGCUCAUCUGGUCCCUGGACAUCUCCAUGUGCAAAAUGCUCCGCAUGAAAGACAUCGAAACCAUCUACACCCAGCAAAAGGACGGCGCCCCAAACGCCACAAUCGGCAAGGAGCUCCUUAAGUACCUCUUCGGCUGCUCCGAUUCCGACCUUCCCUCCGUCGUGAUCGGCCCCAUGCAGCACAUCAUCCAGAACUACAUCCCCAACUCACGGCUCGCCUUCCUCGACGAGCAAACCGAGCUGCUGCGCAAAGACUUCACCGACCUGCUCGGCACCAACGGUGUCUUCAUUUACCCCAUCUUCCCGAACACAGCCCACCGCCACUUUGAAAUCUUCCACAAACUGGUCGACACAAGCUACAUGAUGGUGUUCAACACCCUCGGGCUUCCGGCCGCGUCCUGCAUGGUCGGCAUGGACCGGAACAAGCUGCCGAUUGGCGUGCAGAUCGUCGCCAGUCCCGGCCAGGACCACCUGAUUCUCGCGGUAGCCAAAGAGUUGGAGCGAAAGUACGGCGGAUGGGUACCGCCGCCGAUGGAGAAGUAAGGAAGCACUACGCGGGAUGUGUAGUGCCCUCUUUAAGUACUCUAGUGAUAGGUUGUAACAGAGUGUGAUUGAAACCGUGCAAGACGGAACGGAACGUUAGGCUAUGCAGCGAGGUGUUUAAGUUAAAGCUACCACGUUAGGUUAUUGUUGUCGACAAAUAAAUGAUUUUGGAGAAGUUUUAUGCUACAAA